GUCUCCAAAACCGCAAGUUCAGUUACAUUAUCCUUCCAUUACCAUAUAUACACGUAAGUCCUUAAAUGUAGUAGCUAGGUGCCUUCAUCUGUCAUCUGUGUAUACAUUAUUUUUGUUUUCACGGUUUCUCCUAGUCCUAGGACGUCAUGGAGGAGCUUCAAAAUCAAAACCACAACACUUUCUCCAUGUACUUCAUCACCUCCAUUCUCUUUUUUCUCUUGGUGUUCUUGAAAUUAGUUCAACGAUCAGGCUCCAACAAGAAUUUACCCCCAGGACCAAGGCCACUUCCUCUCAUAGGGAACAUACACCAGUUACUUGGGUCACUUCCUCAAGUAUGCUUAAAAAAAUUGGCAGACAAAUAUGGUCCACUGAUGCAUCUAAAACUAGGAGAGGUAUCCAACAUCAUAGUCACUUCACCAGAAACAGCCCAGCAGAUUAUGAAAACACACGGCCUCAACUUCUCCGACAGACCAAACCUAUUAUCAUCCAGAAUAGUUUCUUACAACGGCGCUGACAUUGCCUUCUCUCAACUCGGAGACUACUGGAGGCAACUCCGAAAGAUAUGCACCGUAGAGCUACUCACAACAAAGCGCGUGCAAUCUUUUCGGUCCAUACGAGAAGGAGAGGUGUCGGAGCUGGUUGAAAAAAUAAGGGCAAGUGAAGGCUCCGUUUUCAACCUCUCUCACCACAUUUACCUCAUGACUUUCGGCAUAGCGGCACGUGCGGCUUUUGGUAAGAAGAGCCGAUACCAGCAAGUGUUCGUGGCGAAGAUUAAGGAACAGUUGAAGCUUCUAGGAGGGUUUUCUUUGGCUGAUCUGUAUCCUUCUAGCCGAGUGCUUCAGCUGAUGGCCAAGGGCAAAAUUGAAAAGGUGCAUGGAGAGAUUGAUAGGCUCUUGCAAGACAUCAUCCAGGAACACAGGAAUAGAGAGGGUGUUGAAGCACUGGAAGAUCUAGUCGAUGUUCUUCUCAAGUUUCAACGGGAAAAUGAAUCGGAAUUUUCCUUGACCGAUGAAAACAUUAAAGCAGUUAUCCAGGACAUAUUCAUUGGUGGAGGCGAAACAUCAUCUUCUGUUGUGGAAUGGGGGAUGUCAGAAUUGAUAAGAAACCCAAGAGUGAUGGAAGAAGCACAAGCUGAGGUGAGAAGGGUGUUUGAUAGCAGGGGAUAUGUGGAUGAGACAGAAUUGCACCAAUUGACAUACUUAAAGUGUAUCAUCAAAGAAACCAUGAGAUUACACCCACCUGUGCCAUUGUUGAUUCCUAGAGAAGGUAGAGAGAGGUGCCAAAUCAAUGGAUAUGAGAUACCAGCUAAGACCAGGGUCAUUAUCAAUGCUUGGGCAAUUGGAAGGGAUCCUAAGUAUUGGCCUGAAGCUGAGAGUUUUAAACCUGAAAGGUUUCUUAAUAACUCCAUUGAUUUCAAGGGCUCAGACUUUGAAUUUAUCCCAUUUGGUGCUGGAAGGAGAAUAUGUCCAGGCAUUUCAUUUGCCAUACCCAACAUAGAGUUGCCACUUGCUCAAUUGCUUUACCAUUUUGAUUGGAAGCUUCCUAACAUCAUAAAAAAUGAAGAACUUGACAUGACUGACUCACAUGGAAUUACUUCAACAAGAAAAAAUGAUCUCUGCUUGAUUGCCAUUACUCGCAAGCCUUAAAAUCUAUUUGCCUAAAUAAUCCAUGUUUUAAACUAUUUCUCUUUUAUCCUUCACUACUUUCAGCAUUCUAUAACUGGACAAUGGCUAUAGGCUAUAUAAAAAUAAAUAAAGUGCUUGUGUUAUUUAUUUA
Messenger RNA from Cajanus cajan (pigeon pea), 1776 nucleotides. Its product is annotated as cytochrome P450 71D10. Gene Ontology annotation, molecular function: monooxygenase activity; iron ion binding; oxidoreductase activity, acting on paired donors, with incorporation or reduction of molecular oxygen. The record is from RefSeq and is a predicted model, not a curated record. Lineage: Eukaryota; Viridiplantae; Streptophyta; Magnoliopsida; Fabales; Fabaceae.